Messenger RNA from Cervus elaphus (red deer), 945 nucleotides. Its product is annotated as olfactory receptor 3A1-like. Gene Ontology annotation, biological process: G protein-coupled receptor signaling pathway. NCBI's taxonomy places the organism in Eukaryota, Metazoa, Chordata, Mammalia, Artiodactyla, Cervidae. Gene Ontology annotation, cellular component: membrane. The record is from RefSeq and is a predicted model, not a curated record. Gene Ontology annotation, molecular function: olfactory receptor activity; G protein-coupled receptor activity.
AUGCGGACACAACCUGAGGCCAAUGGAACAGCUGUUACUGAGUUCAUCCUGCUGGGUUUGGUGGAGACGCCAGGGCUACGACCAGUUGUCUUUGUACUCUUCCUCUUUGCCUACCUAGUCACUGUCGGGGGCAACCUCAGCAUCCUGGCAGCCAUCUUGGUAGAGCCCAAACUCCAACCCAUGUACUUCUUCCUGGGGAACCUAUCAGUGCUGGACAUUGGGUGCAUCACCGUCACCGUUCCCUCGAUGUUGGGUCAUCUCCUGUCCCACAAGCGCACAGUUCCCUAUGCAGCCUGCCUCUCACAGCUCUUCUUCUUCCACCUCCUGGUUGGGGUGGACUGCUUCUUGUUGACAGCCAUGGCCUAUGACCGAUUCCUGGCCAUCUGCCGACCCCUCACCUACAGCACCCGCAUGAGCCAGACGGUCCAGAGGGUGCUGGUGGCUGUGUCCUGGGCUUGUGCCUUCUCAAAUGCACUGACCCACACUGUAGCCAUAUCCACACUCAACUUCUGUGGUCCCAAUGUCAUCAACCACUUCUACUGUGACCUCCCGCAGCUCUUCCAGCUCUCCUGCUCCAGCACCCAGCUCAACGAGCUGCUGCUCUUUGGCGUGGGGUUCAUAAUGGCAGGUACCCCCCUGGCUCUUGUUGUCACCUCCUACAUCCAUGUGGCUGUUGCGGUUCUACGAAUUCGCUCAGUGGAGGGCAGGAAGAAAGCCUUCUCCACAUGUGGCUCCCAUCUCACUGUGGUUGCCAUAUUCUAUGGUUCAGGUAUCUUUAACUACAUGCGACUAGGUUCAGCCAAGCUUUCAGAUAAGGAUAAAGCUGUUGGAAUUUUUAACACUGUAGCCAAUCCCAUGCUGAAUCCAAUCAUCUACAGUCUCAGGAACCCUGACGUUCAGGGUGCCCUCUGGCGGGUGAUCAAGGGGAGGUGGUCACUGGCGUGA